UUGUAAUGAACAAACUCAGACCCUUUCUGCUCACAGAAGAGAAGGUUCAGAUCUGCAGAGAUCUCUUGAUGCCCUUCAUUGAACUAGUUCAACAUCUAAAGUAAGAACUCCUAAGUACCGCUUUUCUCCUGAUCUGACUGGAAGGUUUCAGAGAACCCUUCAAAAGAGACGAAGAAGCACAUCAAGAAAAUAACAAAAGGUGACAGGCAGAACCAAACAGGAGUUGUCGGUGACAGAGAACAGAAGAGUAAAAACAAAAACCCGAGAAAUAGAGACAAAGGACAGACCCAGAGGCAGAUUGAAAGAGGUAGAGUGGGAAGAGACUGGAUUCAACAUACAAGGAGUGUGCUCUUUAUUCUAAUCAGUGAAUAGGUGAGGAUGAACAGAAUCUAACAAGAGGAAAAGUCACCAAGAAGCUUGAGCCAGCAAGAGGCCACAGAAGCACCCCUUCAAGAUGCAUAGCCUUGUCAUGAUCUGCUUUGUUUUAGGGUGUUUCUUACAGUUCCCCCAAGUGAGGGGCGAGGAAGGGUGUCUUAAUCCCGAAUUCUGUUCAGGUACAGAGUGGGUCCGUCUGUGGUAUAUCUGGCUGGUGGUUGUGAUUGGUGGACUGCUUCUCCUGUGUGGCCUGGUUUCUGUCUGCAUGAGAUGCUGUUUUCAUUGCCAUCAAGGAGGGGACGAAUCAGGUCCUCAGCCCUACGAGGUCACCGUCAUUGCUUUUGAUCAUGACAGCACCCUCCAGAAUACCAUUACCUCUCUCCAUUCGGUGUUUGGACCUGCUGCCAGGAGAAUACUAGCAGUGGCACACUCCCAUAACACUCUGCAGGGAACAUCACCCCUCUCGGCAUCCGACACCCCUCCAGUCUACGAGGAAGCUCUACGCAUGAGCAGGUUCACAGUUGCCAAGGCCGGACAGAAAGUGACAGAUGUGGAUCCAGUGCCCAAAGCAAAACUGCAAACAUCUGCUGAGGUCAAGGAUGCCCUGCCAGCCCUCCCAGGACGCUAGUGCUUGUUUUUAGUGAAUGACAGUAAAAUAGAGAAUAAUUUCAUUCAGAGGCUAGUUCUUCUGGGCAGGACUAGGAUUACCAGAUUAAACUCCUUAGUCUAAUGACAAAGGCAAAAAAAAAAAAAAAAAAAAGAUACUAAAGUUCCAAACAGUUCAAGAUCUAGCAUAUUUUGAUGGUUCCUUUCGAUACCUCCUUGAGAUAAUCACCCAUUGGCAUUCCCCAGGUCCAUUUAUUACACACAGAUGUCAUUAGAAUCGCAUUUUGCAUGUACAAUCAAAGAGGUAGCAGGAUCAAGGUGCUGAGAUACUUUGCACACUGGUGCUGGAGACCUACAGGGAGAUGGCAGAUGCUACCUCAUUGUACUUGCCUCCAGCCUAAGGUUCCUGGAGAUGGCAGAGCUUUUCAUACCAGGAAAAACAAAAAUGUGAAAAGGACUUACUAUGCAGUAAUAAAACCAAACUAUAGAAAAGUACCAACAAUUCACAGCAUUUUUAUUUUUUUUAAUAAAAAAGACCUGUGUACGAAUACAAUAUGCAUGUAAGCAAAUGAUAGGAUACACUAGUAGCAUGUGCAGUGCAGUUCCCUAAAUGAUUUAUACAGUGCGCACUGUCUGGUCCUGAAUAGGAUGUAUAGCAAUUCUGAAAUAGCAGUCACAAGCUCUGGCAUUUGAAUUAAACCUAUGAUAACAUAAACCUGUGAUAACAUAUCAAACAAUGGGAGGAGCAGGAACAGGAACACUACUGCUGAAAUAAAAUUCAAUCAUAAUUCAUUUAC
Molecule: messenger RNA, 1778 nt
Organism: Anas platyrhynchos (mallard)
Lineage: Eukaryota; Metazoa; Chordata; Aves; Anseriformes; Anatidae
Gene: TMEM52B
Product: transmembrane protein 52B
Source: RefSeq, a predicted model, not a curated record